Molecule: messenger RNA, 420 nt
Organism: Penicillium crustosum
Lineage: Eukaryota; Fungi; Ascomycota; Eurotiomycetes; Eurotiales; Aspergillaceae
Exons: 2
Coding region: 1-420 (139 amino acids)
Source: RefSeq, a predicted model, not a curated record
AUGUCCAUCAAGAUCGUCAUCCACAAGGUCUCCGGCAAGGAGCUGUUGGUCCCCUGUAUUCUCGCUAUCAAGGAUAUCAGUCGCCCCUUUCCACAGUCAAAGAAUCUCUCCGUGUCCCCUCCGAGAUCUGACACCGAUAAAGCUUCUUCUCAUGACUUUCUUCCAGUCAAAGUACUGUUUCUGGGUGCGCGAAUCAUCAGUCGCGGUAUUGGGUUCAGAUCCGCUAGCUCUUGUCAGGUCGUAAGAGAAUUUGCAAGUCGAGUCAUAGGUACAAUUGCCACACUGAAAUUGCCUGCAGAUAUUGUCGCUUUGAGUACGGGUUUCGAAGUUAUUCGGCCGGCCUGGCUUGCUGGUAUGGCCUUGGCCUUAGAGUCGCCGAUUUUCACGGCCAGCCAUAAUCAUGAAGGGGAUUGCUCGUAG